AUGGUGGACUCUCCUGCUUCAUCGCUUCGUUCCAACCGUAGCUCAGUGUACGAGAGUCGCAAGUCAAUUCAUUUAGCUGAUGGGGCCGAGUUUGAGCCAGUUCCUGAUCUGACAAAUUUUAGACCAGUAACACUGACUGUCAGCAGUUUUUUCAAACAGGUAAUUUUAAAGUUUUGGAUCCUCUUAUUAAGGUGGCUAGACUGGAUUUUAAGGGGGGAUACCAUUAAGGUUUGAGUAUUUACCCCGCGGACAUUAACAAAGAGCUGGAAAAAGGAUACCACAGUUGUGUUGUAUAAAGAUGAAAAUUUGUUGUGGUCCAUGUUUCAUUGACAUCGGAGUUGCCAUGGCAACGUUAAGACGCCAUUGCUUUUUUUUAAACUUGCCUUUGUAUUUAUCAACGCCAGGAGCUCUUUUUUCUCGAAAACGCUUAAGGGAGCUCGUUCCUCCCUUAGUUGCCUCGAUUAUGGCAAAGUUUGAACAAAUUUUAUAACAGCGUUUUGGAAAUAUUUUGAAACGAAAUUUUCAGGUACAUAAAAACAGUAAAUAAACACGCUAUCGACAUAAUUGGCUAAUAUCUAAAGAAAAUGAUGAGGUCUGGAAAUGCAGUUUCAUACAAAAAUGGUAAAGAAAGCAACCGAACGUAGGCUAAUGAAAUUCUUCCUUCUCGUAAUCGGGAUUACGGUGAGUUUGCUAAUUUCAGCUUGUCCUUUUGGCAAGCAGCUCUUACCCUGACAUUGUACGUGUCCUGCUCGUCUAAGUUAAUGAAUUUUUUAGAGAGUGACUCGCCUGAACCCUUUCCCCUUACGCAAGUAAGCUUUAAAAGUUACUUGCCCAGCAUUAAAAUCUAUUUGUCCCUGACUACCGGCCGGGACGUUUUUCGAGCCCUGCACAUGUCCUUAACCUUUGCCCAUGGAUUUUAUUUUACUGUUUUACUUUUGAAUCUCAGGAAUCUGAUAAGUUAAAAGAUGAUGACCUGUACAAGUUUUUAGCUGACUUAAAGAGGCCUUCUUCAGUACUAAAACGCCUCAAGUGCAUUCCAGGUAAUUUCUUAUUACACAUAAUUAACAAUUAAUGAUUGAGGCUGAGUAUCUUAUGAAGAAUUAAUGAGAUCGAGGAAGGUGUUAUCCGUCGAGGCCGUAGGCCGAGGCGGAUAACACCCUCCUCGAUCUCCUUAAACAACUCAAGCUCGUCCUCAGGUCUUCUCGGUUAACGGUGCAUUGACCUGCAAAAAACUGCACUUUUGACGUCAUUGGUUGAUUAAUCGCAAAAUUCUUCCACAUUUGGUCAUCAGUAGCUGGUUAUGGUCAAUUAUUCGUGUGCUUUUAGCCAUUCGGAAUCGGGAAAAUAUUUUGAAUGAAUAAUAAACGCUUUUACCGUACUAAUGUUUCUCUCAGCCCAGUCUUAAAACUAUCAUAACGACCGUCAAAUCGUUAACACAAGACGGAAUCUCCUUCAAAAUGAAGCCGGUUUUUAAAAUUUGGGUUGUCUGGAGAAAGGGUUCGGAUAGUAAUUUAUUUCAGAUCGAUGAAAUGAGUUAGUUAAGCCUCAAAAAGGAAAGUGUUUUUUUUUUUCAUUCCUCGGGUUUCUCAAGGUGUGAUUUAUUUGUUUUGUUUAUUUUUGUUUUUAAUGUGCAUAACUCUCUCAUGUGAGGCAUUAGUUCAUUUCAGACAGCUAUUUUAAAUUACUUGACCUGUUGUUUUUGUGAUUUUUAUCUUGCAGGAACCCUAAAGCUGGACAUUUCACCUCCUGGCGACAAACCGCCAUAUUGCUUAACCUCCGAGUUACAUCAGGUACUGUAUACAUAUGCGUUAUUGACAAAAAGUAAG
This is a messenger RNA of Porites evermanni, 1826 nucleotides long. Lineage: Eukaryota; Metazoa; Cnidaria; Anthozoa; Scleractinia; Poritidae. The record is from the annotation of a GenBank genome assembly.